UCCGUCGUCCUGUCAUUAAAUGUUUCCCCUAAAAAUGACAGGGAAGUCAGUUUCUCGCUCUUCGUUAGCACAGUGUUUCUUCGCUUUGCUUAAUUUAUGUUUGUAAUUUACUCGUGUUGCAACAUAUUAUAAAAAAUGGAUUCCACGGUGACUGGAAGUCUCAGUUUGAGGAGAUCAGCGAGGCGAUCAUCAGUGUUGAGUAUAGAGCCGACCCCCAGGGGUCCCUUAAAGAGGACAAGAAAGAGGUCAGAAAAACAGCCUAAUGUUCCAGCAGUCAAUGGGUCCAAAGAGGCUGAAAAUGACCCAGAGGAUGAAGAGUCCCCUAGCAAAAAGAUCCGACUGCAGCCUGAAGAAGAUAGAGGGGCUCUUGGUGAUGAUGUUGAGAUGGACGACCAGGAAUCAGCUGAAGAUCCAGAGAAAAGUAACUUUCAACAACCAGAAAUACACCAAGGUGCCCAUGGAGAUGUGAAUUUAUCCCACAAAAUCAUUCCUGGUGAACGCUGGUCUGGUCAUGGGGUAAACAAAGAUGCUGACAUAUUAAAAACAGAGAGUGUAAAACCACCAAAAAGACAAGUAGCCCCAAGUAAAACUGUUGUGAAGAUGAAAAAUCCCAAGAUCACCAGCAUGGCUGAAUACAAAAAGACGAUGGAGGCCAAAGCCAGGAGCGCUGGAUUACCAGCAGUUAACAACCAUCUCCCAAGCAGUUAUCCAGCCUCAGACAAAUCCUAUUCAACACGAAGAUUUGUAAAUAACUUACCAAAACAAAAAGAUGCUGUUCAGCUCACAAAACAAGAAGGGACCAAGAAAGCUGCUGCAAUCAAAAAAAGCUCUUCACAUUCAUCAAGAGGUUUAAGGUGGUAUUUAUGGUGUUUGGUUCUCCUGGUGCUAGCUGGUUCUACUGUCUUUUUCAUACAUAAGAGUACCAUUCUACACCGAAGUAUGGCAGGUGAUGCAGAAUCUCCAUUCAAGUCUGUGGAGCCAGGAAUGUUUGCAGAUCAGUUGUCUCUUCUUGAGUCUCGGUUUCCCACUCAGCGUCUUGAGGUGUGGAAAAGAAGUAAAAUCCACAUUGAGAAGCACCUCAAAACAGCUCAGCCGAGAGAGCCAGUCAGCCUCAUCCUUACUGCGGGGCUCAAGGCUGAAAGGACGCUGCAAUGCCUGGCCCAGGGUUUGGCCUCUUCUUUCUCCUCUGCCCUCAAUGCCUCCGUACUUCACAUCUAUGGAGCCAGCAAAGCCAGCCAGGACAGUGACAAGGUCAAGCUGGACAUUGACAACCAGCUGCGAGCAUCCUUUGAAGGAGACAAACCUGCUGUGGUGAUUCAUCGCUUUGAGGAGCUGCCUCCUGGCUCCACCCUUAUCUUUUACCGCUACUGCGACCAUGAGAACUCCGCCUACAAACGAGCGUUCUUAUUGUUUACUGUGCUUAUGCCUCAGGAUAAGGUAGGGGCUGAUCUGAGUCUAAAGGAUGUGGAGGAGAGGGUGCAUGAGUACAUUAAAGAGAAGCUGGUUGGCUCCAGCAGUCAAACUGCCUUCAAUAAGAUGGACCUGGACAAGUUCAGUGGACUGUGGAGCCGAAUCUCCCAUCUCAUUUUACCUGUGGUGUCUGAGGAGGACAUAGAGCUGAAGGGAUGCUGAUGAACCAAGCUGUCUUUAUAGCAGAAGCUAUUUAACACCGUAGGCAACUAUAAAUAAGAAGUAAUGUAAAUAUAAUGUGUUUGCUGUCAUAUUUCACAUAUAGAUUUGACUGAAUAUGUUUGAGGUUUGUUUUGUCUCUUCAAGAGAUAAUAUUGUACUUAAGCUGCAUCCUUUUUUAUAAUUCACAUGACCUACAUCAAAGAUGUCCAGCACUGAUUUAAUGUUCUUACAUACAUGUACAGGCUUUUCAUAAAGAGGUAUAAGAAGUGAAACAGUAGCAUUCCAUUUCAAACUAAUGAUCCAGAUGCAUUUUGUUUUUUAAGAUUUAACAUACAAGAUAUAGUUUGAUUUUGUCUUGUUCUCUGUCAUAAAUCUUUUUCAUCAUCAUUUUUCAACAUUUGUUUUUAAAAACAGAUUCAUGGGUAAAUAAUAAAAUAUUUAACUUCUUCUUUGGAAGAAAACAACUUCAGGCCUUCUUUACUUGAGGUAAAAGAUCCCUGUUCUUCAUAAUGCCCUGGACCACUGCUGGUUUUGAUUGAUAUUUCCCAUGGAGAUCUGUAUAGCUCCUUUUGUAUUCUUUUACUAUGGUUUUGCACUAAAAAUUGUGUGAUUUUUGCUUUAACAACCAUCUAAGAGUACUUUUUAAAAUGUAAAUAAUUUAUGUGCUUUGUUUAUUUGUAAAUAUGCUGCAUACAUUUGAUAUUUUGUAUGUUUCUUGAAUUGGAAUAUUUUUGAUAGCUGUAUAUUUGUUGUAUACUGCAACAGUUUGGUAUAAUUUCUCAAGAAACCACUGAAAUGUUUAGUUUCAGAUAAGAUUACACAAAUUGAUUUGAAUUGUAACAUACAUUUGUAAAUGUUUUGACUAAAAACGAGUCACAAAAUGUGCCUUAAACUCUUUUGUGGAGAACAUUGGACUUUGAAUUGCUCCAAAUGACUCAUGACACAAUGUCCUGACAAAAUAAAAGCCCAAACAAUGUUUAAUGCUUAUUUAAGGAUAUAAAUACAGGUAGGUGUAUUUUGUCGUGAUACUCAUUCCUCUUAUGUCUUCAGUUUUUGAUGAAUUUGGUUUGGAUCAUACAUAUUUGUGUGUCAAUUUUCAAUAAAGAUUAUUUUGAUUACUACAAGA
This is a messenger RNA of Cheilinus undulatus (humphead wrasse), 2758 nucleotides long. RefSeq names its product torsin-1A-interacting protein 2-like. The record is from RefSeq and is a predicted model, not a curated record. Gene Ontology annotation, molecular function: ATPase activator activity. Lineage: Eukaryota; Metazoa; Chordata; Actinopteri; Labriformes; Labridae. The transcript has 8 exons. Bases 136 to 1632 code for a protein of 498 amino acids. Gene Ontology annotation, cellular component: membrane. Gene Ontology annotation, biological process: membrane organization.